GUCUCUGAAAGAAACCAAAGUCUAUUUUUUUUUUGUUUCUGAGCCUCCCCUCCCCUCUCUCUAAGAUCCCCAAAUUGCUUGUGAAUGCUAGAAACCCUAGACAGAUUCGAUUGGAUGCGCUCCCAUUUCACAUCAAGGGCGAGCGCAUUCGGUUCUUGCAAGCAAGCCUGGUACUACCGCUGCCUCGGCCUCGACCCCUGAAUUUGAACCAUUCAUCACCACCUUUCUUCAUUCAUUCACGGUUUUCCUUUUCGACUCGAUUUGUUGUUUUUUUUGUUUUGUUUCCUUGACGAUGUUGACGAUGAGCAAGCAGAAGAAGAACCAGAACGCGAAGAGGCUGUUGAUAAGCAUCAAUGUGCUGGGGAGCGCGGGGCCCAUUAGGUUCGUGGUGAACGAGGAGGAGCUUGUGGCGGCGGUCAUCGACACCGCACUUAAGUCCUACGCGCGUGAGGGCAGGCUUCCCGUCCUGGGAAACAACACCACCGGUUUCGUGCUUUAUUGCCCCCAUCUUGGAUCUGAUGCUUUGAGUCCUUGGGAGAGAAUUGGAUCACAUGGGGUGAGGAAUUUCGUGCUGUUUAAGAAGCCAGAGGGUGUGGCGGAUGUAGAUGGAAGUACAGCACUUUCUCGCAGCAGCAGGGGGAGUGGGAGCUGGAAGGCUUGGUUCAACAAGUCCCUCAACCUCAAGAUUUCUACCCACUAAUGAAUAAAUCUCUCGGGGAAUUGAACAUGAUGCCUUUUGUGGUGAAUGCCACUAAUAAUAUCCAUAAUACGUAGUAUUUCUUUUGGUUGUUUUUGUUCUCGCUAGCCAGAGAACCCUCUCUUUAGGAAAUUGUUCAACUUUGACAUUUAGGUUUUGAUUUUGAUGGAAUACAAUAAGUUUUGAUUCCUCACUUCCUUGCCAUUUUUUAUUCAAUUAAAUUAAACUUAAGAUGGUGAAUGUGAGCUAAUAUUCCAAGUA
Messenger RNA from Glycine soja, 958 nucleotides. RefSeq lists its product as uncharacterized. NCBI's taxonomy places the organism in Eukaryota, Viridiplantae, Streptophyta, Magnoliopsida, Fabales, Fabaceae. The transcript has 2 exons. The coding region runs from base 293 to 700 and encodes 135 amino acids. The record is from RefSeq and is a predicted model, not a curated record.